AUGCAUUUGUCGGCGUUUAAUACCGCUUCCUCUAAAAGUGUAACCUCGUCUUUUCUUCCUUCGGGAAGAAGUUUACAUACAAUUAACACAAGUGACCGCAAGGCAGAUGUUAUUAACCCUCUAGCAGAGAAAUCAGUCUCUCCUUUAACGUCAACCGCAAUACCCACACCAACCACUCCGAAGCAUGAAUUUACCGGUAGUCAAAUUUUUCUUCAUAAAAGUCAGAAAUUAUUAGGGCUUCUAAAUGAUACCAAAAACAUAUUGGGAAGCUACCGGGAAAUAAACAAAGAAAAAUGGCACAUUCAAUACCCAUUCGUCAAACCUCAAACUUUAGUCGGGAAACAAUUUUUUUCGAAAGACGAUAAUGUCACAAAGUCCUUUGUUGGUAAUAAAAUGAAGAAGGCUUUGUCUUACGCUGAAACGUCAAAUAAAUUUCGUGAGCAAAUCAACACGAAAUUGUAUGCUUCUCAACCCGACAUGUCGACCUCACAAGAAAUUAAUACCACACUUAAUGUUUUGAAUUUGGAUUUAAAGAAAGGAGAUAGGUCAUCGGCAGAAAACGUGGUGGGAAAAUUGGACAAGGGAUCAGUCGCUACCCUAUUGGAUGAAAGAUUAAUUCAUAGCGUUAAGAGGAUUGAAAAUCUCGCUUCACGAGUGGCUGACACAAGUUCCAAAGUUCUAAUUGCUGGUGACGUUAACGCAGGGAAAAGUACAUUCGUUAACACUCUUCUCCGUCGCGAAAUAAUGCCGGUGGAUCAACAACCAUGCACGACUAUCUUCUGUGAAGUUCGGGAUGUACAAGAAAACUCUGAUAAGGAAGAAGUUCAUGCCAUCAGGAAUAUCGAGAAAUAUAAUCGCGAGGAUGUAUCCACUUAUACGGCUAUUGGCUUUGAAAAUCUCUUUGAUAUAAUUAGCAGUGGUACAGAAGAAUACACUCAACUAAAGGCAUAUAAACGAAAUGUUCAGCAGAGCCUUUUGCAUAAUGGAAUUGUUGACAUUGCGUUAAUUGAUUGUCCAGGGUUGAAUCGCGAUACUCUCAAGACUACUGCUUUGUUCGCUCGACAAGAAGAGAUAGACGUUAUUGUCUUUGUCGUAAGCGCCGAGAAUCAUUUUACUUUAUCCGCCAAAGAGUUCUUAUCGAAUGCAUCUAGUGAAAAAGCGUAUAUAUUCAUUGUCGUAAAUCGCUUUGACAAUAUCAGAAACAAAGAAAAAUGCAAACGCUUAGUAUUAGAUCAAAUUAAGGAAGUUUCGCCACGUACGUACGAGCAUGCUGAUGACUUGGUACAUUUCGUGACCUCAACAGCCAUUCCAAAUGAAGGUGACGACGAUCUUACUUCACUAUCUCCCAUCGAGAAGAAAAGAAUGGAAGAUUUUAAUCACCUUGAAGAGUCAUUACGAACCUUCAUUCUCAAAAAACGUUCCAAGUCUAAACUAGAUCCUGCCCAGCAUUAUCUUGAUAAUCUCAUAAUUGAUAUCGGAGUUUUGGCCGAAUUCAAUCGAUUCAUUGCAUCAGUCGACGUUGAAAAAACUUCAAGAGAACUUCACGAUGGAGAAAAGGCCUUUGAAAUUCUAUGCAACGAUGAAAAACACGUUGGCGAAAAAGCGGAAAAAUGUAUUGAAGAUGCAUGCGAUAAUAUUGCUGAUUUCACUAAAAAGAAAUUG
Molecule: messenger RNA, 1662 nt
Organism: Acaulospora morrowiae
Lineage: Eukaryota; Fungi; Glomeromycota; Glomeromycetes; Diversisporales; Acaulosporaceae
Source: the annotation of a GenBank genome assembly